Molecule: messenger RNA, 793 nt
Organism: Gryllus bimaculatus (two-spotted cricket)
Lineage: Eukaryota; Metazoa; Arthropoda; Insecta; Orthoptera; Gryllidae
Source: the annotation of a GenBank genome assembly
CGCGUCCGUGAAGACGGAGCGCCUGCUGACGCUGGUGCCGCGCGCCGCCGCCUGCCCGCUCGCCUGCUCGCCCGCCACGCGCGCCACCAUCCUCGAGCUCUUCCUCGCCCUGCAGCACCCCUACAUCUACCCGGUGCUCGACCUCGACUUCCGCGAGGCCACCGGCCAGAGCUACGUCAUCCUCGUGCUGCCCUUCAACAGCAAGGGCUCGCUCAAGGACCUCAUCUACAAGAGCCGGUGGCAGGACGACUGGUCGCAGAAGUACGGGCAGCGCAGCGAGGGGCUGCCGGUGUGGCAGGUGCAGCGCCUGGGGCGGCAGAUCCUGGAGGCGCUGCUGUUCCUGAAGGAGCGCGGCUUCCCGCCCUGCGGCCACCUGCACUCGGGCAAUGUCAUCCUGCAGAACGGCGUGGCGCGCCUCACGGGCCUCGAGAACACGCUGCUGGGCCACACGUCGCGCGUGCACCCCAUCGUGUGGGGGCUGGCGCGCGCCGAUCCGGCCGCCGUCGACGUCGUCUGCUUCGGGCACGUGCUGUUCGAGAUGUGCGCGGGCUACGAGCUGUGCGCGUCGCGGCCGUCGGCGGGGCAGCUGGCGGACCUGGCGGGCUACCCGGCCGUGCAGCAGAUCCUCGACCUCAUCUUCCAGCCGGCGGACGGCCGCUUCCCCGGGCUGCAGGAGCUGCUCGUGCUCGACUUCUUCCGGAACAUCGACCUGCGCGAGAUGCGCGCCGCGCCGCUGCCGUUGAAAAUAUGGCUAUAUUCCUCAAGUGCUACAAAUAUCAAGAAAGAUUUGUAA